Molecule: messenger RNA, 828 nt
Organism: Naumovozyma castellii
Lineage: Eukaryota; Fungi; Ascomycota; Saccharomycetes; Saccharomycetales; Saccharomycetaceae
Exons: 1
Coding region: 1-828 (275 amino acids)
Source: RefSeq, a predicted model, not a curated record
AUGUUGUGUGAAUGUGAACUAUGUGUAUCGUUUAUUUGGAUUGAAGUUAUUUUUGUAGCCUAUGAACUGUCAUCCGGCAGUGUGCGUCCCAUUUAUAUCUAUAAAUUGCAAACUAAUCCUAAAUCUUAUUUUCACCUUAUUCUUUAUCAACUUAUCAUCAUGGCCACAAAUAACAAUAUUCAACUAAAUGCAAUUAACACCGUCCCAUUAUCUUCUAAUAACGUUAAUUCAGAGCAUGGUAGCGCUCGCUUAGACCUCUUCACAAAUGAAGCUGGAGAUCCGUCAUCAGGAAAUGUUAAUUCAAAUAUUCCAUCUCAACCAGAUUUGAGCAUUCCAAGAUUUAUUUCCAAUCAAGGCCCAUCCGACUUGAAUUCAAUUGACAUCGAGCAAUUUAAGCUGUUCCAACAGUUUCAACAAUUUUUAAAACUAACCAACAAUCCUCAAUCUCAAAACUCAUCGACUCCAAGCUCACCAACACCAGAAAUUUUCAACUUACCACAACAAAUUCCAAUAGAACCAAAAAUACAAACUCCAUCACCUCCACCAAUUAUUAUGAAUCCAAACUCUCAACCAUCAUCAUUAACAUCAAUCACUAUCAAUUUAACCAAGGUUAAAUCACCAGAUGAAUUCAACUUAUGGAUUAUUCAUUUUAUUAAAUUUUUAAAUGGACGUCUUUUAACUGACGUGAUUCCAGAUGAAUUCGGUACCGCUAAAAGAUUAUGUACAAAUCAGGAAAAGAAAUUUAUUACAUACAUUUUUAAACAACAUGUACCUUAUGAUCAUUAUCCAUCAUGGAUGAAGAUUGCAUUGCAAGAUCCGCAUCUAUAA